Messenger RNA from Psammomys obesus (fat sand rat), 2339 nucleotides. It is a transcript of the gene Fbxo45, whose product is annotated as F-box protein 45. The coding region runs from base 17 to 859 and encodes 280 amino acids. Gene Ontology annotation, molecular function: protein binding. Gene Ontology annotation, biological process: proteasome-mediated ubiquitin-dependent protein catabolic process; synapse assembly involved in innervation. Gene Ontology annotation, cellular component: SCF ubiquitin ligase complex; synapse. Lineage: Eukaryota; Metazoa; Chordata; Mammalia; Rodentia; Muridae. The transcript is spliced from 3 exons. The record is from RefSeq and is a predicted model, not a curated record.
GCCGGCUGGUGAGGCGAUGGCUGCGCCGGGCCCGGGGGCUGGGGCAGCCUCGGGCGGCGCUAGCGGCGGCGGCGCGGGCGCGGGCUCGGGGUCCUCCGGGGCCGGCGGCCGGCUGCCCAGCCGGGUGCUGGAGUUGGUGUUCUCCUACCUUGAGCUGUCCGAGCUGCGGAGCUGCGCCCUGGUGUGCAAGCACUGGUACCGCUGCCUCCACGGAGACGAGAACAGCGAGGUGUGGCGGAGCCUGUGCGCCCGCAGCCUAGCAGAAGAGGCUCUGCGCACGGACAUCCUCUGCAACCUGCCCAGCUACAAGGCCAAGGUACGUGCUUUUCAACAUGCCUUCAGCACUAAUGACUGCUCCAGGAAUGUCUACAUCAAGAAGAAUGGCUUUACAUUACAUCGAAACCCCAUCGCUCAGAGCACCGAUGGUGCAAGGACCAAGAUUGGUUUCAGUGAGGGUCGCCACGCCUGGGAAGUAUGGUGGGAGGGCCCUUUGGGCACUGUGGCAGUGAUAGGGAUUGCUACGAAACGGGCUCCCAUGCAGUGCCAAGGUUAUGUGGCCUUGCUGGGGAGCGACGACCAGAGCUGGGGCUGGAAUCUCGUGGACAAUAACCUGCUACAUAAUGGGGAAGUCAAUGGCAGUUUCCCACAGUGCAACAACGCACCAAAAUACCAGAUAGGAGAGAGGAUCCGCGUCAUCCUGGACAUGGAGGAUAAGACUUUAGCUUUUGAGCGUGGGUAUGAGUUCCUGGGGGUGGCCUUUCGAGGACUUCCAAAGGCCUGCUUAUACCCAGCAGUCUCUGCGGUAUAUGGCAACACAGAAGUGACUUUGGUUUAUCUUGGAAAACCUUUGGAUGGAUGACAGUGGCUUUCUGGGAAGAAGGACAGUGGAGAAGAAAUCUACUUGUGGAAAGUAGAACCAUGAAAUGAUAGUAUCAUGUGUGCAUGCCCAGGAAACACCCUGAAAACACAUGAAGUUGAGAACUGGAGAAGCAACUCUACAGCAGAUAUGAUCGUAGUGUUUCCUCUUUCCACUGGGCCAGAAAAUCCUCAGGGUUGCAGUUGGUUGAGUGGGCAGUUGACAUAUGCAUGUUGCCAUGGUCUCUCUACGUUAGCAGUGUGUUACUUCCAGCUUAAAGAUGAGCGUGUAGAGAUGCUAUAGGAGGGAAUCACAAGAUUUUAUAUAGUGUUUUUGGAGAAGGCUGGGUUCCAUCUUACAACUGCCUGCUCUUUCUCCAGUCCCUUUAUUUCCAGCCAGCUUGACUUAGAAAGUAUGAAACUGGCUGGGUUUUAUUUAAUAUUUUUAAUAUAUUGAGAAGCAUGGUCUGCCUGGACUGCACUUCUCUAGCAAUGAGAAAUAAAAUUGUGCAGCUAUUUUAAAAGUUGUAUAUAUAAUGUGUGUAAAAACUGUAAAAAAAAAAAAAAAGGACAAAGGGAUUGCUUUGUUCUAGUUCAAUUUCUUAAAAAUCACUACAUGGUACAAAAUUAGAGUGACAUUUGGGGACAGUAGGGUAACACAAGAAGAGGAGACAUGUUGUGCUGGUUCAUUUGAUAAUGUUUUGGGCUUAUAGUCCAUGGCUAUAACAGAAUUAUGAUAAAGGUUCCUUAAUUGGCUAAAGACUAGGGAAACAGAUCUACUUAUAAUUACGCAUAUGCCAACAAGGUUGAUUCAGAUGUAAUAGGAAUGUUUGUCUCUUGGCAUCUGGCUAUAGUUUUGGCCUUCUGAGAAAACUGGUCUCCACACAGUACAGUCUCAGCUGCUCUUACAGUACUCAGUAUGAGCUCUGGUGUGAGCUCUGAUACUAUAAACCCUGGGAGAACACAUGGUCAGCGGUUCUUUUAUUUCUGAACUUUAUAAUACUGUAGAUGUUAUGAAGAAUUUUUGAUUUCAUAUUGUUUACAUUAUACAACAAUUGAAGCCUCAAAGUCUCCAUUGAGGCUGUCAACAAAAUGUUUACUCACCCAUCUGAAAUAGUGCCAGCUUGAACCAGGUUGAGAAUAUUCUUAAUCACCUAGGCAUUGCCCCCAUGGGACUUAAUGCUGAAAACUUCAGGUUGGCAACAAUUUGAAAGUUUCAUUGGAAAGAAUUGAACAUUACUUCCUAUUUUGACCCAUAAACCGUCUCACUAAUACUCUGGAAUUAAUAAUUCUACAUAUGAACUGAGGUUGUUGGUUUUUUUCCUUUGUUUUCCUUUUGUUAGAACAGAAACAUCUUUCUGUAUAAAAGUAUAAUUAAUAUGGUCCAGAUACAUAAGAAUUGAUGAAGGCAAGUAAAAUCUUUGUACUUUUUACAUGAUUGCUCUAUGUAUAUUUUGUUCUAAAUCUAAUAAAAUUAGGGACAG